Molecule: messenger RNA, 1486 nt
Organism: Panicum hallii
Lineage: Eukaryota; Viridiplantae; Streptophyta; Magnoliopsida; Poales; Poaceae
Product: mitochondrial import receptor subunit TOM40-1-like
Exons: 11
Coding region: 105-1103 (332 amino acids)
Biological process (GO): protein import into mitochondrial matrix
Cellular component (GO): mitochondrial outer membrane translocase complex; mitochondrial outer membrane
Molecular function (GO): transmembrane protein transporter activity
Source: RefSeq, a predicted model, not a curated record
CCCCGCCGCCGGCGCAGCGAAAUCACACACAACCUACUCAGACGUCAGUCCUCACGACGCCGCCACCCCCAAAUCAACCCCACGCGCCGCCGCCGCCGCUCGCCAUGGGAUCCUCCGCCAGCCAAGCCGCGGCCCCUCCUCCUCCGGCCUACGGGGCCCCGCCCCCCUUCGCGGCCGCCGACGCCGCUGCCGCCGCCCCGCCGCCGAAGCCCCAUGAGGAGGAGGCGGCCGAGGAGAAGGUGGACUACCUCAACCUCCCGUGCCCGGUCCCCUACGAGGAGAUCCAGCGCGAGGCCUUCAUGGCGCUGAAGGCGGACACCUUCGAGGGCAUGCGCUUCGAUUUCACCAAGAUGAUCAGCCCGCAUUUCGCAUUGAGCCACAGUGUAAACAUGGGAUCCGUCGAGGUCCCGGCACAGGGGAACGAUGUGAUCAAGAUCCCCACCUCCAACUAUGAGUUUGGUGCCAACUUUAUCAAUGAGAAGAUGAUGCUCAUGGGGAGGGUCUCGCAUGAAGGGAGGGAGAACAUCCGCGUCAAAUUUGAUCUAACAGAAAACCUCUCUGUAAAGAUAAACGCUCAGUUGACAAGUGAGCCCCAUUACUCCCAGGGCAUGUUUAAUUUCGACUAUAAGGGCAAAGAUUUUAGGACUCAGAUUCAACUUGGGAACAAUGCCUUCUAUGGAGCAAACUACAUUCAAAGUGUCACAAAGAACCUUUCCUUGGGAACUGAAGCCUUUUGGCUUGGUCAACAGAGGAAAUCUGGAGUCGGUGUUGUUGCUCGCUAUGACACAAAGAAAUGGGUUGCAACUGGUCAAAUUGCAACCACUGGAAUGGUUGCACUUAGUUAUGUCCAGAAAGUAUCUGAAAAGGUUUCCCUUGCAUCCGAUUUCAUGUACAAUCAAAUGACAAAGGAUGUAACGGCAAGCUUUGGUUAUGAUUAUAUACUUAGACAGUGUCGAUUGAGGGGGAAGCUGGAUACCAAUGGUGUGAUUUCUGCUCUUUUGGAGGAGCGAUUGACUCCAGGCGUUACUUUUCAAUUGUCUGCUGAGAUUGACCAUUGGAAGAAAGAUUACAAGUUUGGGUUUGGUAUGGCUGUUGGAGAGUAAGAUAGACUGCGUAAGAGGACUUAGCAGUUCCUCGGGACACAUGUACAAUCAUAGUGGUUGGCAUUCGUCGACAGGGAUUAAGACGAUUCUAGUUUUGUUGCAUUUAUUUGUCUCCAGCUCUUCGUUUAGCGGUUAUGGCCCUAGGCCAUAGAGCGGCACGUUUUGAAGUUUUGAUUGCACUGGGCUCAUUACUUGAGUUGAGUAGAAUAUGUAGCUAUGCACCUGCGUUAAACUGGAACAGGGAAAGCCUGAAUAUAUUUCACUCCUACCUGUUACACCGCCUUUUUGGCGCUAGGAUUCUCACUGUGUGUGCACGCAUGAUGCAUGCGAUGAAGGAUUUCCUCGAUGUUGAAUGAUUAAAUCCUAGACAUAAUGGUUUUGAA